Messenger RNA from Durusdinium trenchii, 1450 nucleotides. NCBI's taxonomy places the organism in Eukaryota, Dinophyceae, Suessiales, Symbiodiniaceae. The record is from the annotation of a GenBank genome assembly.
CUCGACAUUUGGUUCAAGUCCUGUAUCCACACCCGAAAAUUGCGAAAAUCAUCCAUGAUGCUCCUUGCCGUGCUGCUCAGCAGUGUGAGCCUCACGUUGGCAGCUUUCAGCCAGGUGGUCUUUGAACCUGAGGCGGCGACCAACUCACUGCUGCAGCUGCAGCUUCAGCUGGGGAAGGACUCCUCCGCUCCGGAAGAGGAAAGCGAUGAUCCCGCUGAUUACUGGCUCAGCUGGUGUUGGGAUGGUCAUCAUCCUACAGAUCAAGAGUUCUUCCUGCUGCACAUUGGGAAGGUGGGCGGCUGUUCCUUGGUCGCGGACCUCUCCAAGUUGGUGAACCGCAGCCGAAUUUGGACGCAACAGGGUUGCUACGCCAUGUCACGGGCGGGCCACUUCAAAAAGACUUUUGUGAUGCUUCGCAGGCCGAGGGACUUGGUCUUGUCCAUGUACCACCAAUGCUCCUGGCCCGGAGGGCCCGACUCGCCCGAGUGGCACGCGAUGGAAGAACUGGGCGUGGCGCCAGGCAUGCCAGGCAACAUUUUGCCUGACUUUGCCACCUGGGUCCACACUUGGUCUCAUGAUGCUCCCACCGAAGACUAUGUGGCCAAACCAUUUUGGAACGACAAGUUCCAUUGCAAUGAUCCUAGGGACAUGAUGAGCCGCUUCCUGACCUGUGUGAACCCCGUAGGUCAUCCUCCCAGCAUCAACGCGAGCGACGCGAUUCAGCAAAUGAAGAAUUCGACCGCCACGGGCUUGCUCGAAGCAUAUCACGAGAGCAUUUGUUUGUAUGCGGUGGAGUUGACGGGCUCCUUGCCAAGCCAUUGCAACUGUGAAGAUGCAGCUGCAUGGAGCUCGUUCAAUGAAACUCAUAUUACGCACGAUCACACCUACAACGACACCAUCGAAGACUACAACCAGGCCGUUCUCGAGGAUGUGGAUGCCAUAAGUAGUGCUGACCGGCAGCUCUAUCGGGCAGGUGUGCAGCUCUUUAUCCAUGAGAUGGAGAAGUUGGAAAGCACCUUCCAAGUGAAGGUCCUAUGUGAUGAACAGCGUGAGAUGCUCUUGGAAGGUAUUUUGUCGUGAUGCCACCUUUGACGUGAGAUGCUGCGUGAGCGACGCACUGGCCAGCACUGGCAGUCAGAUGUCCGGUAACACAGACUCUUGAUGACUAAAAUUGAAAUCCCCCAGACAUGGAUUGCCGGACUUCUUCAUAUACAUUAGUCGGAUACUUCAAUUGGUUGUUCGACAAUUUGUCGACAGCGCCACUUCAGCAGCAACAUUGCGUGCUCUUGAGUGGCAAAAGUUGUCCAGAGUUUCAUCGCGGGCGCCGUAGCGUGCGCUGAAGCACGAGGGUCGUCUAGAGAUGAAAGAGAACGCAUGACAUGAUGGGACCAACGAAACAUCAGCCAAAACUAACUGCUGAAUUAUGUGGGUGCAUUUGCCCAUGGGUGCC